Molecule: messenger RNA, 3086 nt
Organism: Ixodes scapularis (black-legged tick)
Lineage: Eukaryota; Metazoa; Arthropoda; Arachnida; Ixodida; Ixodidae
Product: pikachurin
Exons: 15
Coding region: 1-2742 (913 amino acids)
Molecular function (GO): calcium ion binding
Source: RefSeq, a predicted model, not a curated record
AUGCCGGUGGCGUAUCGAUUCAAGAUGGCCGCAGUGCUUCUGAUGUUUUCGCUAUGCGCGAUCGCUGGGCCACCGCUUGUCCGAGGAUCCGAAGAGUCGGUGGGUUUCGAAGCCGCUUUUCAAGGCGAGUGCCGCGUGGACGGGCCCUGCCAGCAGAUCUGCUUCGACCUCCACGACGGAACGUUCGAGUGCGGUUGCAGUUCAGGAUACCGCCUUUCCAGCAACGGAUACGGAUGCGAACCGCUGAAGCAGGGAGAGUCGAUCCCCGACGGUCGACACAGGGGUCCCGGCCCCACGGGAUCUGUGCUGGACAAACAGGGCUCGCCGCGACAACAACUGGUCCGCAGGAGAGCCCACGGCUCGGGACUGGCCGGGGCCAAAGCGCAAUCCAAGUCGCAAUCCAAGUCGACGGCGAGGUCGAAUCCAAACGCGGAGCCAGAGCCAGAGUACGACAACGGAAUCGACGUGAUGCUGAGCGACGACCCCGGGAGAAGUCCGAGCGGCUCCAGAGUCACGGAGAGGAAGCGAACCCCAAAGUCUCGAGACGACUCCUGGCCGGACCUCAGCUGGGCAGAAGAGGACGCGUCGUGGGAGGUCUCAAGGAGGCGACGGACAGGGCCCUCUGACGGCGACUCGGUCGACGCCGACGAAGACGACGAUCCUUCGGGCCGCUAUGAGUCGCCCCUCAACACGGUGGCGGCCACAACCACGGUGGCGACGUCUCCCCACGACGGCGUCGCGGGACCCGCGGCGGAGUCGUGCGACGUGCUCGCCUGCUCUCCGGAGGGACGCUGCGUCCAGGACGAAAGGCGGGGCGGCGUCCGGUGCGCCUGCUCCCUCGGCACGGGGGGUCCCUUCUGCGACCAGGAGCUGGAGCUGCGUCACCCCCGGUUCUCGGGCGCUUCCUACCUGGCCCUGCCCACUCUGCGGGACGCCCACAAGUCCAUGCAGGUGUCGCUGCAGUUCCGGCCCGAGACCCACGACGCCCUACUCCUGUACUCCGGGGAGACGCCCGAGCUCCUGGGGGACUACUUCGCCAUCGUCCUAGACAAGGGAUUCGUCGAGUUCAGGUUCGACUGUGGCAUGGGCCAGGGCAUCCUGCGCAGCGACCAGCCCGUGCUCCUGAACGCCUGGAACACUCUGACCGUGUACAGGGACCGCUGGGACGCCUGGAUGCAGCUCAACAGUGGCCACCAGGUGCAGGGACGCUCCAAGGGCCUGUUCUCGAGGAUCACGCUCCGGCUGCACGUGUACCUGGGCGGUUCCCCGAACGCCAGCCUGGCCGCCGGAAGACUGGGCACGAGGGAGGGCCUCGUCGGCUGCGUCAGACGCCUGGAGAUCAACGGACGACGCUACGACUUCAGGACGGGAGGCCGAGGGGACGCAGUCGGAGGCAUCGACGUCGACGACUGCGGCGGGGAUGCCUGCAGCCACGUCGUCUGCCAGAACGGGGGCCAGUGCAUCGCCACGGGGACAGAGCGCGGCGUCUGCCUCUGCGCCCUGGGAUUCGCGGGAAGUUCCUGCGAGACGCCGGUGGACAUCGUGGUGCCCUCGUUCAACGGGUCGUCCUACCUGCGGUUCUCCGGCCUGGGCAACGCACACCUGUCCUUCCUAGACGUGCAGGUGGCCUUCAAGCCGCUCUCCCCGCACGGCGUCUUCUUCUACAACGGCUGCAAGAUGGACGGCACGGGGGACUUCGUCGCCCUCCAGAUGGCUAACGGAUACGUCGAGUUCCGCUUUGACCUCUCCUCCGGCACCGCGGUGCUCAGGAGCGCGUCCCCCGUGGCCCUGGGCGAGUGGCACACGGCGCGGGCGUCGCGGACGGGCCGGCUGGGCAGCCUGUCGGUGGACGAGCAGCCCCGCGUGGAAGCCCACUCACCGGGGGCCUUCACCCAGCUUUCGCUGCCCCUUAACCUGUACCUCGGAGGGGUGCCGGACCCCGGGGAGACUGCCGCGGGUGCCGCCGUGCUGCAGUCCUUCGUCGGUUGCGUGCAGAGGCUGACGAUCAACAACCGUCCUCUGCGGCUGAUGCAAGAGGCGCUGUCCGGCGUGAACGUGGCCAACUGCGUGCACCCUUGCGUGACGGGCCCCUGCUACAACGGGGGCGCCUGCCAGCCCCGCAUGGACCUCUACUCGUGCCACUGCAAGCUCGGCUACGCGGGAUCAAACUGCCAGACCGAAGUCAAGGAGGCCAUAGCGGAGCCGAUGAUGGGGGGAGCGAGCUACCUGCACUACACGUCGGACGACAUCAUGAAAAGGAUCCGCGGCGACAGGCUCGAGGUGCAACUGGCCUUCCGAUCCUUCUCGAGCCACGGGCUCCUGCUGUGGGCCGGAGACGCCGAGCAGCGGCCGGCCUCGGACUUUGUCUCCCUGGGCCUGGAGAAGGGACAACUCACGCUCCGCUACAACCUGGGCUCGGGCGAGGCGGCGCUCACCUGCAACGCUAGCCGCGUGGACGACGGGCGCUGGCACUGGGCACACCUGUCCCGAAGCCAGCAGGCCGCCACCCUUGCACUGGACAAGUCCGCUCCGGUCGCGGUGUCGGCACCGGGCCGUCUGAGGCAACUCAACGUGCACAGCGGACUCUACGUCGGCGGAGUUGGUGACGUCAGCCACGUGACUCGUGGUCGCUACAAGUCGGGCCUGGUGGGCUGCGUGGCCAAUCUGACUCUGGCCACGGAUCUGCACGUCCGCCUCGUGUCCCACGCCGCCACGGGCAUCAACGUGCAACCCUGCCUGUGAAAGCGUCUCGCUUCUCCGACGCUAAAACCCACGCAAGUGCCAGGCCAGUCGCAGCACCGCGACCUCGACGUCGUGUUCUGUAGAUACGGCAGAGACUGUGUCCGUUCGGUGAAGACGUGCGCCGAGAGGCUUCUUGAAGACAGUUCCCGUAGUCAAACAGUCAAACGUGGACUGCGCACGCGAGCACCCCGAUGACCGUGCCGUGGACAUCGGGUAGACGUCUUCAGAGAGCCGUCUGUUGGCUGCCUCGCGGUCGUGUGAUCGGCAUCUUGGUGAACAGCAGAGGGACAUCACUCUCGCUAGGCGUCUCGGUCAGGAAAAGACGUUGAAAAGAAGAUGUUUGC